AUGGCCUGGUGGGACGACGCGCGCAUCGAGGCGACUGUCACUCGCAGCUAUGUGUGCUCCCAUCUCAAGGCCCGCGAGGUCGAGCAGCUGGACUCCACGCCCGGGUUCGGCGAUGGCCUGACAAACGACACCUACUGGGAAUGGAUCGAGCAGAAGGCCAGGAGGAUAUUCCUCAUCCUCGUCGACCUCGAGAUGACGGAGCAGAUCUUUGGCAUGAUUGACAACUCGUGGGACGACACCGACCUGCCCAUCAACCCGGAGCAGGUCGAGCGCUUGACCCCGCGCUUUUCCAAGGACGACUCGCUCAGGAGGUUAUUUUACUUUCGCCAGUUUCACUACAUCCUCAAGCCGCUGCGCAAGGGCACCCAUAUCAACUACCAUGACAUGGACAUCGUCCCCAUCGAAGUCCCAGGCGCGAGGCAGAAACUGCUGCCGACUCAGUCCGCAGACAAGGUGAUGCUUCCCAACGAGCCCGGCAGGAUAUUCUGCCGUAGGCAUAUUCGGCUUGGACCCGAGCACGGUCUGUCCUCUGAGGAUUUCCAGGACGAGAUUGAGAGUAUCAGGACCAUCGAGAACGACCACUUGGUGUCGUACUGGGCGUCUUACAUUCACCGGAGUCAAGGAUACGUCCUCUUCACCCCCGUUGGUGCCCUUAGCCUAAAAUCAUUCCUGGCAAGCACGCCGGCAAGUGUCAAGAGCCUGGAGAAGCAGCUCAGGAGAUAUCUGAUCAUGGACUGGAUCCACUGCCUCGUCGACACUCUGGCGUUCCUCCACAGCAAAGGGCUGUCUCACGGGAACAUCAGGCCGUCGACGAUUCUGAUCACCGAAGACAAUCACAUAUUCUACUCGGGGUUCACGAAGUUAGGCUCCGAACUACUAACCGGGUCCACGGAGAAGUCUUCGUUCGAUCAGGAGUCAUACGUCUACGCCGCUCCAGAGCAGGGAUCUCGACCAUCGACGGGUUCAAAAGACGGACGUAGUCGCCAGAACGGUCUUCAGUCGCCAAAACAACCGGCGAGCGACUACGUCUUCUCCAUCAGCCGCCGCGAGUCGGGGGUGCGCAGUCCCACCAUCGCCACGGCGCCGGCCACCAGCCCCUGCCUGAACGCCCAGGCCGCCGACAUCUUCUCCCUCGGCUGCGUCAUCCUCGAGCUGGUCGGCUUCCUGGUCAAGCGGUCGUCACGGUCGUUUGCCGCCCACCGCUCCGCCAAGCACAAGACCCCGGGCAGGGGAGGGGCGCCGCCGGACGCGUCCUUCCACCGGAACCUGGGCCAGGUGGAGACGUGGAUGGCGGAGCUGGCCGAGGACGCCGUGUCGCAGCGCAAGAAGAAGGACGGCGACAUCUUCCUGAGCGGCGUGCCGCCGGUGCUGCAGAUGGUGGAGCGCAUGCUGGCCGCGCACCCGGCCGAGCGGCCCACGGCCCACGAGGUGCAGAUGCGCAUGUACGACGUCCUCACGGGGACCUGCGGCGUGGCCGAGCCGCACUGCGUCCACCAGUACAGCAGCUGGGGGUUCAACUUUGAGGGCCCACACCACCACCACCACCAGCAGGUGGCCUCGUCGCCCGACGCCAUGUCCGUGGCCGGGUGGUCGAGCGCGUCGUCCCAUCGCAGCAGCGAGCACAGCCGGGCGGGCAGGGCGAGCAACAUGUCCGGGGGCACGGACUCGAGCCAGGGCGGCGGCCGGGCGAGGGGGACGUGGCGGAGUUCCAUGUAUAUGGGCGUGGCAGGUUAG
This is a messenger RNA of Thyridium curvatum, 1734 nucleotides long. RefSeq lists its product as uncharacterized. Gene Ontology annotation, molecular function: ATP binding; protein serine/threonine kinase activity. Gene Ontology annotation, biological process: protein phosphorylation. Lineage: Eukaryota; Fungi; Ascomycota; Sordariomycetes; Thyridiales; Thyridiaceae. Bases 1 to 1734 code for a protein of 577 amino acids. Gene Ontology annotation, cellular component: cytoplasm. The record is from RefSeq and is a predicted model, not a curated record. The transcript has a single exon.